AUGGCCAUCUUUGAGUCGAUUCGCUACCUCCCGACGCACGAGCUGCGCAAGUACUUCCACUACCCGCUCAAGGAGGCUGCCGCGCGCUUGCACUCGUACGAAGGCGCCGUGAUCCGCCUUUGCCGCCAGCGCGGCUUCCCCAAGUGGCCGUACCGUCAGCUCGCCAAGCUAAGUCGCAAAAUGCGCUUCCUCGACAACGUCAUCGCCAAGAUGGAGGACGGGCCGACGGUCCAGGUCGCGGCUCGCCGCGCGCAGCUCAAGGCCCAGUACAACGCGAUCAUGUACUGGGACCCGAAAACGUCUCGGACGUCGUUCACAGCGCUCAUCAGCACGACCGACAGCGAGAGCGACGACGCCAGCAGCUACGACGACGCGAGCAGCAGCUGCUGCGACAAAGCCACAAAGAGCCACGAGCCGUGCAAGAUGGCCAUUUCCUUUAUCCUGCACCUCUA
Molecule: messenger RNA, 452 nt
Organism: Saprolegnia parasitica CBS 223.65
Lineage: Eukaryota; Oomycota; Saprolegniomycetes; Saprolegniales; Saprolegniaceae
Exons: 1
Source: RefSeq, a predicted model, not a curated record